AUGAAGACCUUCAAGCAGGCUCCUCGGGAGAAGCAGGCUUGUUGGCCUAAGACUGACAUCCCGAAGGCAGCCAAGGAUGGGCCCGAAGGCCCUACAACUAUCUCUGCUAGUUAUGACUGGGCCACGGUCUUUCUGGAUCGGCUGGAGAAAAACAUGGGCCGGGGUCUGGUCCGGAAGAGGUUGCAGAGCUGGAACUGGGAUGUUAUCAGCACUUUCACUGGGGUCGGCUGUGCGGAGACGGCAUUGCUUACCAUCCAAAAAGCGGCCGGUGCUGGACAAGCGGUGAGGCUCCGAUGGGCGGUCGAGUCGGACCUCGGCGCCCAAAAGGUCUUGCUGGGCACAUACGGGUCUUGCCUCGCCCAGGACAUCUUUGAGUUUGACAUGGCCGCAAAGACCAACCACUGCUUGCGUCACAAAAUGGAGUGCCCGACUUGGCCAUCGCAGCGCGGGUCCGGCUACCUGUCUGAGUUGAGUCUCCUUGUGUCGGUGGGCGGGGCGCCGUGCACGAGCUACUCCGUGAUGGGUCUGCGGAAGAAGUCUAAGGACAAGGUCAUGAAGACGCAUCGUAGGUAUUUCCGCCAGUGCUACCAGGUCUUGGAUGCAUACCUCUUCGAGAACGUGUGUGAGUACGACCUGAAGCAGCUACGUCUUCCGAAGUCAUGGAAGCAGCAGAGUGUUCGGGUUGACCCAAGGACCUUUGGACUGGGCUGUGCCAGGGCUCGCCUCUAUGUUAUCGCUUACAACACGGAGAAGGUCUGCUGGUCUCAGGACGUGCCGUGCUUUGCAGACAUGGUGGCAUGCCUGGCGGCAAGGCCUUGUCUGGGAGCGGGAGACUAUUUCUGCGAUCGCAAUGCCAAUGCAUCCUCCCUGACUCAGUCUGAGGCCUCAGUCUUAAGGACUUACGACGAAAAGCCAUGGGACAUUGUUGACUUGGGACAGAGGGGAGCAUUUCGUCGUGGCACGCUCAACAGCUCCCACCUGCCGACCUUGACCACCAACAGCGCGAAACUCUUCAGCAAGGCCAAGAAGCGGUUCAUGACCGCGGACGAAAUGUUUCAAUCCCAUGUUUUGGCCACGAACAAGGAUCAGGCCAGUUGCGGCAGCCCGGUCUUGGCCAGGGCCCUGUACGUCGGUGCCUGCCUCGGGCGCUCCCUGGGCAUCGUCGCUGCAUGGGCGAACGGAGUUUUAGGAUUCGCCCCGACUAUCCAUCCUGGCUUCUACGCCAUGGUGGGAGCCGCUUCUGUCUUGGGCGGAGUCUGCCGGGUGACGAUCUCCCUGGUUGUGAUCAUGUUUGAGCUCACAGGCGGCUUGUACCUCAUCGUGCCCUUUAUGAUUGCGGUUUUGGCAGCGAAGUGGGUGGGAGACCAGUACAAUCGCAGCAUCUACGACUGCGUGAUUUCCUUGCGCGGAUAUCCGUUUUUGCACGAACCCGACGACGUGACCUACUCUGCAAGGGCUUGUGACAUCAUGCAAGAGAACCUGCAUUGCUUACCGGUGGAGCCCGGUUCUGCAGCCUGGGUGCUCCGCGACGCGAUGCAGGCGCCCUUUGCUGGCUUCCCGGUCGUCAGGUCCCAGGAGGACAUGUCUUUCGUCGGCUAUGUUCGCGCCCGGCCGCUGCAGCAGUUUCUGGAAGACCAGCUAAAGACCGGCUGCUGUCUCGAGGAGACACCUGUGUCCUUCCUUCCCUGCCAAUCGUCAGGGGUGCUAGAUGCCUCGAAGCUCGUUGACACUUCAGCGCUUCUUGUGGUGCCAGAUACGCCAGCCCCGCAGGUGCAUGCCAUCUUCCACCAGCUGGGCGUCAAGGUCAUUUUCGUGAAGCGCCAGGGAAAACUCGCUGGUAUGGUGACGAAGAAGUCAUUUCUACACUUCCUGGAACAUGGCCACGACUUGUUGCAUCAGCCGUCUGCGAGCCACCACACCAUCACUGUGCAUAGCCCGUCUAUGGUCGCAAACAGCUACCUGGCUCCUUACGAGGCUAUCGAUCCAAGCAGCAGGGGUUCGCAUCCUUCGAACCCGGUGCUCUCGGUGAUAUCCCCGAAGAACUCUCCGCAGGCCUUCCACAUCCCGCGGCAAGCGAGCUCCUUCUUCUACGGAGGCAUUCCUUCAAGGGGGAGUAGUCUCGAGACGAUGAGGAUGGGUGCAGUCCAGUCCUUGCGGGCUAGCCGAAUAGUGGCCGUGACCUCGGGGUCAUCUGGCAGAGCCUCCGAAGGGGAUGCAUCUGCUGCGGCUCAGCGGAGACUGCAGAUCUCACCUUUGUCCUCGAUCUCCUGGCCAGCAGAGCUUCGGAAACGGGUCCGGAUGAGCCGGUGGGAUAGGGCGCUGAUGCUGGUCCUCAUUGGCACCCUCACCGGCUUCACGAGGAUUAGCAGCCACCAGCACCACCGGGACGAGGACUUCCACAACAAUGCCAACAGUCACAAAUCUACCGAUAUCAAAGUCUCGAAUUUCGACUCGAUGAUAGCAACAUAG
Messenger RNA from Symbiodinium sp. CCMP2592, 2469 nucleotides. Lineage: Eukaryota; Dinophyceae; Suessiales; Symbiodiniaceae. The record is from the annotation of a GenBank genome assembly.